Molecule: messenger RNA, 3035 nt
Organism: Urocitellus parryii (Arctic ground squirrel)
Lineage: Eukaryota; Metazoa; Chordata; Mammalia; Rodentia; Sciuridae
Source: RefSeq, a predicted model, not a curated record
UGGCGCUGGAGGGGCGUCUGGCGUCGGGCGUCGGGCCGAGGCGGCGAGUUGGCCGCACCUCGGCGCCGGGUCUGGCCCCGCACUUUGAGGGACCCUGUCCACCGAGGAGGAGCGGGGACUCUUCGCGGCCGCUCUCUCCGGUCUCGUGGCUCUACCGGGAGACCUCUUAUUUCCCCAGGGUCCCAAGCUUGACACUCCUUCUCGGUCCUCCUGCACCUUUUUUGCUGCCUGCGGCGUGAGCGGGCGCUGAGACUCGCCAGACGUGGCUGGCGGGGCGGACACCCCUGCCGUAGGACUCUGUCCCUCAGCCUCAAUGCCUCCGCGAACAAAGUUGAGUGGGUGUGGGUGGUUGGAGCUGUGGAGGUGUCCUCCGGGGGCGAGUGCGGCCAGAACACCCGUCACGGUUAAGUUUCCUGCGCKCACGUUGCAAGGACCGUGUGAGAGUAUGGUAUAAUUUGGUUUCCUGAGAUUCUGUCUUAGCAAGAAAGAAGUGGGAAAUACUCCUCAAAAAAGAACUAAAACCAUAAUAAAGCCACAAUUUAUUAUUACAUGGUUGUCAGCUUAUUUACCAAGAUGGACACUUUUCCCAACAUUUUUCCAACUGGUGGAGACACUGGACUAAAUUCUGAAUCUGAGUUCCAAAAAAUGUUAAUUGAUGAAAGGUUACGAUGUGACCAUCAUAAAACUAAUUAUCAGACUCUCAAAGUUGAACACACAAGAUUGCAGGGUGAAUACAUAAAAUCACAAAAUGAACUCAAGCGCUUGUUAAAUGAAAAGGAAACAAACCAGGAAAAAUUCCAGCUACUGCUUGAAGAGCUAAAAGGGGAAUUAGUAGAGAAAACUAAAGAUUUAGAAGAAAUAAAACUGCAGGUUUUAACGCCACAAAAAUUGGAAUUGUUAAGAGCCCAAAUACAACAAGAAUUAGAAACUCCAAUGAGAGAACGUUUACGGAAUCUGGAUGAAGAAGUGGAGAAGUAUAGAGCUGAAUAUAAUAAGCUUCGCUAUGAACAUACAUUUCUCAAGUCAGAAUUUGAACACCAGAAAGAAGAAUUUGCACGCAUUUCAGAAGAGGAAAAAAUAAAAUAUGAAUCAGAGAUUGCAAGACUGGAGAAAGAUAAAGAAGAACUACAUAACCAGCUGUUUAGCGUUGAUCUUACAAGAGACACCAAACGAAUGGAGCAACUUGUACGAGAAAAAGUCCAUUUGUCUCAGAAAUUAAAAGGUUUAGAGGCUGAAGUAGCAGAAUUAAGGGCUGAAAAAGAGAAUUCUGGUGCUCAGAUAGAAAAUGUCCAAAGAAUACAGGUGCGACAGUUGGCUGAGAUGCAGGCUACAGUUAGGUCUCUGGAGGCUGAAAAACAGUCAGCUAAGCUACAGGCUGAACGUUUGGAAAAAGAGCUACAAUCAAGCAAUGAACAAAAUACUUUUUUAACCAGUAAAUUGCAUAAAGCUGACCGAGAAAUAAAUACAUUGACCAGUAAGGUAAAAGAACUUAAACAUUCAAACAAACUAGAAAUAACAGACAUCAAACUGGAGGCAGCAAGAGCUAAAAGUGAGCUAGAAAGAGAAAAGAAUAAGAUUCAAAGUGAAUUGGACGGAUUACAGUCAGACAAUGAAAUCCUCAAAUCAGCUGUUGAAUACCACAAAGUGCUAUUAGUAGAAAAGGAUCGUGAAUUAAUACGUAAAGUACAAACUGCCAAGGAAGAAGGUUAUCAAAAACUUGUAGUAUUACAAGGUGAAAAGCUAGAACUUGAGAACAGAUUAGCAGAUUUGGAGAAAAUGAAAUUGGAACAUGACGUCUGGAGGCAAUCUGAAAAGGAUCAGUGUGAAGAGAAAUUGCGGGCAUCACAGAUGGCAGAAGAAUCGGCCAGAAGGGAACUUCAGAGUAUCAGUGUGGUUUUGGUGCAAGUGGCUGGAUCUCAUUUGCUGGUAUUACUAGAGUCAAGCCUCUGGUACAGGAUUCUGUUAACAGUCUCAGAGUUAAAACUUCAACAACAAAUUGUGAAUAUUGAAACUGCAGAGAAAGAAAAAAGUGAAAAUUCUGAUCUGAAACAGCAAAUCAGUAGCUUGCAGAUCCAGGUGACCUCACUGGCACAGUCAGAGAAUGACUUGCUGAAUUCAAACCRAAUGCUGAAGGAAAUGGUGGAGAGAUUAAAACAAGAAUGCCGAAAUUUAAGAAGCCAAGCUGAAAAAGUGCAAGUAGAAGCUGAAAAGACAUUGGAAGAAAAACAAAUACUGUGGUUGGAAGAAAAGCAUAAGCUUCAUGCACGUAUCACAGACAGAGAAGAAAAGUAUAAUCAAGCUAAAGAGAAACUACAGCGUGCUGCCAUUGCUCAGAAAAAGAGAAAAUCUCUUCAUGAAAACAAAUUGAGGAGAUUGCAAGAGAAAGUAGAAGUCUUGGAGGCAAAGAAAGAAGAAUUAGAAACAGAAAAUCAGGUGUUAAAUAGACAAAAUGUUCCAUUUGAAGAAUAUACAAGGCUUCAAAAAAGACUAAAAGAUAUACAGAGACGACAUAAUGAAUUUCGAAGUCUUAUUUUGGUUCCUAACAUGCCUCCAACAGCAUCUGUCAAUCCUGUUAGCAUACAGUCAUCAGCCAUGGUUCCAGGCAUGGAACUGUCCUUUCCUCCACAUAUGCAGUUUCUUUCACUGUGCUUUCCUACAUCAUUUUUAAGGAGGAACAGCAUCAAAGGGAACUCUCGCUACUUCGAAAAAGACUGGAAGAACUAGAAACAACACAAAGAAAACAACUAGAAGAACUAGGAUCUCCUGGGGAAUGAUGUUCUUGGAUAAAAGGCAGAUCAAAAGGGGUGAAAUAAAGAGACUCAAUAAAGCAUGCAGUUUUAAUGUACAUGGCAUUGAUAUACUUUAUUACUGUUUGCCAAAAUACUUAAAUGUGCCUCUAGAAAAGGUAUCAGCUACAUGCUGCAUUGCAUGAUAUUCAGAUUUUCCGAUUAUACUGAUGACUAAUAAAGCAUUAAAAGAAAGUUUCAGAGAUAUUUUACAAUAUAUAAUAUCUGAAUAUAAAAAUAAAUAAUAAA